Mesorhabditis belari is the source of this 549-nucleotide messenger RNA. The record is from the annotation of a GenBank genome assembly. Lineage: Eukaryota; Metazoa; Nematoda; Chromadorea; Rhabditida; Rhabditidae.
AUGUUUUGCAUGUUUCUCGUCGACUCGUCGCUCGCCUCCACCUCACAACAGCUUGAUCCCACACCAACCGGCUCCACCACUACGGAUUUAUCCGGCUAUCAUCGAAUGCGACUACGAGCACACCGACGACGUCAUCGCUUGAAGCACACGGAUGCACGAGAAAUCGAUGAGCUUGCCGAAAUGCUCUCGAAAAAUGAGGAAAAAACACGUAAAAUAAAGAAUACGGAAACGCGACGAGAAAGAAAUGAGGAAUUGUGUGCGGUGGAUCGGGAAACGAUCGAGUUGAAUAAUGAUCUCUUUGAAUUCGAUCCGCCAUUCAUCGAGCACGUACGAUGCAAGAAUGUCGCCGAGUACGAGAGAGGAGCACGGGAUCGCGUUGAGGAACAGACGUGUGUGCACGGGUUAUUGCGAUGUGUGCAAAAGUAUGCAGAGCGUCACGUGAGUCGUCGUGCUCGGAGCUCCACUUUUUGGUAUCCGUACACGGUGAUCGACGUGCCGAUGAGUUGCGAUUGUAUGUGGCCCGUCGAUCGAUACGGACAUCUCGAGCUC